AUGGCCAUGGCGCAGCGAGUGGAGAAUGUGGAUACACUCGACGAGCUGGAUGUGUUCACGUCUCAAGAAGCGAACAAUUUAGCUCAGCAACUGGAAUCCUCCGACAACGAGGAUACCAGAGUACUGAUUGAGCACGAUGGCGAAUGGCCUGGCGCCGCCACUAUCGCGGAUGUAGUCCAUGGAACGCUCCGCCUACACCCACUAUGCAACGUAGUGCGUUUCACACCGCACUUCCAGCGCCUCGACCGCCUUCGGCAGCUGGGGGUCGCGUACAGCGUCUUUCCGAGUGCAACACACACUCGCCUUACUCAUUCCCUGGGAGUUUCGCAUCUGUGCUUCGAGCUGCUGCGGAAGCUUCGAGACAGCCAGCGAGGCCAGCUGGAGCUGGAGGAGCGCGACAUUCGCAAUGUCGCAUUGGCAGGUCUAUGCCACGAUUUGGGUCAUGGGCCCCUCAGCCACGUCUUCGAACGGGAGUUUCUGCGGCGAAGCGGUAUCAGUAACUGGGAGCACGAGGACAUGUCGCUGGAGAUGUUCAAGGAUAUGGUGGAUAGCAACGGGAUCGAGGGAGUGGACCAGGAGGAUUUUCGCUUCAUUGAGAACAUGAUCAAGGGUGUCAAGCCUGAAAUGAGAGCGAAAUGGCCGGCCGGAAAGCGGUUCCUGUUCGAUAUCGUGUCCAACGAUUACACGGGGGUCGAUAUGGACAGGGCGGACUACCUUCAGCGUGACGCCUUGAUGUGCGGCAGGUUUCGGCUGAACUGCAAUUUCCAGGACCUACUGUCGUAUGCCAGGGUGGUUGAUGACCAAAUCUGCUACCCGACUUGGCAGCUGCACAACGUGUGGUUCGUGUACAGCGAGCGGGUGCGGAUGUUCCGAGAAGUCUACACCCACAGGCGGACCAAGGCAGCUGAGCUGAUGGCGGUGGAUGCGCUCAUGAUGGCGAAUCAGGCGCUGCACUUCUCUAACAGGAUCGCAUCGCCGAAGGAAUACCUGACACUCAAUGACGAGCUGUUCUCGAUGAUCGAGCACUACCAUAUAACUCACAAUGAGGCCUUUCGGCGGCUGGGCGGCGCGGAGCAGCGCCGCCUGGCGGAGGCGCAGCAAGUGCUGGGCCGGAUACAUCGGGGGGCCCUGUACGACUGCUGCGGAGAAUGCGAGGUUCCGGAGCGGAUGCUGCUGGACGGCACUUGGGAUAAGCUCUGCAAGGAGUUCCGGGACGACGUUGUGGCGUCGUACGACGCACAGUUGCUACCAACGGACAUCAUGCUGGAUCUGAAUCAGAUUGACUACGGCAAGGGUGGCGUGGACCCCAUGGCCAAGGUGGGGUUCUACAAGGGCGAUGGGGACGGCCUCGUCAAGGUGCCGGCGGACCUCGAACAGCUCCGAGGCUGUGAACGGCCUAGCUGCUUCAAGACUCGCACGCUGCGUGUGUUCGUUCGCCAGCCCGGACAGCGGCGAGCCGCGUCGGCCGCGUUUCAGGAGUGGUGCCGACGCCGGCUGGGAUCUGACGUACGCGUGGAUACGGAAAUGUUGGACGAGCGAGAGGACCCCCGCCGGAGCUACGGUGUCGCUUCAGCAGCGGCGACAGGCUGUCUCGGCAAGCGGAUCGCGCAGCGCUCGGCAGCAGAUCCACGGAGAUGGGAAGCUGCUGCCGCUGCCUCGCCGCUGUCCCCACAGCCUGUUACUCCGGCAUCGAAGAAGUGCAAGACGACGGAAGCCGCGAACAACUCGGCGACAGUUGAUGUUGAGCUUUGAGGACUUUUAGCAGCAGCGCAAGAACGUUGCACAGGCCAACAAACGCGCCGCGAAAAAGAUGGUGUACAGUACCGCGAAAAGGGGCAUCUGGCGGCGGCAAAGACUUUCCAAAUGCCGCAGGCCUUCGCACUGCAGCUUACUCAAGUUUUUAUGGGGGACUAGAAGGUUGACCUUUUGCAAAACUUUCCACCAGCUCGAUCCGCGUCGUGAAGAUAUAAUUUAUAAUACUUUCGUCUUUUUUAGUGCUUUCCUAGGGCCGUAUGAAACGGCGGCCUGGCAGGACACAGUUCUCUUUAUUUUC
This is a messenger RNA of Volvox carteri f. nagariensis, 2053 nucleotides long. RefSeq lists its product as uncharacterized. The record is from RefSeq and is a predicted model, not a curated record. Gene Ontology annotation, molecular function: dGTPase activity. Gene Ontology annotation, cellular component: nucleus. NCBI's taxonomy places the organism in Eukaryota, Viridiplantae, Chlorophyta, Chlorophyceae, Chlamydomonadales, Volvocaceae. The coding region runs from base 1 to 1752 and encodes 583 amino acids. The transcript is spliced from 15 exons. Gene Ontology annotation, biological process: dGTP catabolic process.